Molecule: messenger RNA, 792 nt
Organism: Solanum tuberosum (potato)
Lineage: Eukaryota; Viridiplantae; Streptophyta; Magnoliopsida; Solanales; Solanaceae
Exons: 2
Coding region: 1-792 (263 amino acids)
Source: RefSeq, a predicted model, not a curated record
AUGAACAUACCAUUGGUGGAAGCCCUUGAGCAGAUGCCAGGAUAUGCCAAGUUCAUGAAAGACUUGGUCACAAAGAAAAGAGCUGUAAGUAUUGAUUUAACUGACAAUGUUCAUCACUGCAGUGCUAUUGCUACCAGAUCUCUAGUGCAGAAGAAGGAGGAUCUGGGAGUUCCAAAACCCACAACCAUGAGGUUGAUGAUGGUAGAUAGGUCAGUGAAGCAACCUGUGGGCAUCCUAUGUGAUGUGCUCGUAAAGGUGGAGACAUUCAUCUUUCCGGCAGACUUCGUUAUCUUGGAUUGUGAAGUAGAUUUUGAGGUUCCCAUUAUUUUGAGAAGACCAUUUCUGGCCACGAGACGAGCAUUGGUAGAUGUUGAGCGAGGUGAACUGAAAUUCAGACUCAACAAUGAGGAGGUAAAGUUUAAUAUUUGCAAGUCCAUAAAGCAGCAACAUGACAUGAAUGUGGUGUCUGCAAUAGAUGUUUUUGAGGAAGAAGAAAUGGGAGCAACCAUUGAAGAGAGGCUGGCUAUUGAAACCUUGGCUGCAGCACUGAUGAACUAUGAAGCUGAUUUCCGGUCUGACUAUGUAGAAACCGUGAAUGCUUUACAGGGUAUGGGAGCACACUCUUAUGAUCCAAAGAAAUUGGACUUGGAUUUAAAAAAUAGGCCAAGUCCUCCAGCAAAACCAUCCAUUGAGGAACCACCUAUGCUAGAACUGAAACAGUUGCCCAGUCACCUAAAGUAUGUAUUAUUGGGAACUAACAACACUUUACCUGUAACACCCCUAAAAUACUAG